CAGAUAUCUCAUUCUGCAAAACAACAAAUAAAAGUAUGUCUUGGUCAUUUUACUGGCACCUGGUCCACUGUGUUUAAAAAUAAUGAGAACAGGAAGGAAGUCUGGUGUAUGUUAACCACCUGCUAUCUCUCUCCUGCUUGUUCUUACGCCCACAGAGGAGCGUUACAGUUCAAUGUGACCAAUCUGUAUCAUUCUGCACGUUAACCUUGUUUUAUUGUCAGUGAAGCCACACGGAGAGGAGCAGCCAUGACUUCAACUGAAGCAGCAAGUCGAUUUUUUGUCUUCCUUCUCUCUGUGCCAGUGAUACAGGGUCAGUAUGGCUGGGGAGUGACUUACACCUCUACUAAGAUCUGUGCCUUAAAAGGAUCAACAGUAGAAAUACACUGCAGCUACACAUACCCAUCCAGAAUAAACUCUGAUACUACAGUUGUAGAAACCAUCUGGCUCACGAGAGUAAGUUACUAUGAACCUGUGGAUCUGAAAACAGACCCACAGUAUUCAGGUCGUGUGCAGCAUCACUGUGAUAAGAUUAGGAACAACUGCACUCUGAGAAUCACAGACCUGAGAGAGAGCGACUCAGCUGAGUACAUUUUUAUGUUCAUCACGAACCAGCGAGAUGGGCGUUUUGCUGGUUCACCAGGAGUCACUUUGUCUGUCACAGAUCCAGAUCUCCGGGUGCAGGUGAAAUCAAUUACCCACCAGAGUUAUUCCAAGGCAGAGCUGAGGUGUCACAGCAGUUGUCGUCUACCUGACAGUCCCUCCUACAUCUGGUACAAGAAUGGACAGAAAAUAAAGGAAGACGCAUCAUCUAUUUCAGUCUCCAUUACGUUAACAGACAGCUAUUCAUGUGCCCUUAAAGGACAUGAGGAUUUCCCCUCUCCUUCAGCGUGUGUUGAUGGUCGAUACUGCAACAGAGUGACGUACACUCACAGAAGCGUCUGUGCCAUUAAAGGCUCAACAGUGGACAUUUCCUGCACUUACAAUAGUCACAGAGAUGAUGUUGAAUCUAAACUCUGGUUCACUACUGAACGCAGUCAUCAGUGGCAGAAUCCCUCACAGCCUGAGGAUCUUACUGAAGACUCCCAGUACGCAGGUCGUGCUCAGGUCAUUGAAACAAAUAGAGGAUGCUCCACUCUGAGAGUCACCAACCUGAGAGAGAGCGACUCAGCCCAGUAUCACUUCAAAUUCACAACACCAAUCUUUGAAUGGGGGAGUAGUUUAGCCGGUACAACUCUGACUGUCACAGAUCCAGAUCUGCAGGUGCAGAUAAGAUCAAUUUGGUUUUCUUCCAAGAAUGAGCUGAAGUGUCACAGCAGAUGUCGUCUACCUGAUCGUCCUUCCUUUAUCUGGUACAAGAAUGGACAGGAAGUUCGUAAAGAAACAUCUUCUUCUUAUUCAGGCUACUUUGGAUCUGUAGACAGCUAUUCCUGUGCUGUCAAAGGACAUGAGGAUUUCCCCUCUCCUCCAGCGUGUGCCAAUGGUCAAACCUGCAACAGAGUGACGUACACCAGCAGAAGCAUCUGUGCCUCCAAAGGCUCAUCAGUGGACAUUUCUUGCACUUACAAGAGUUAUGAAGAUGAUGUUGAAUCUAAACUCUGGUUCAGUCAUUCACAACCUGGGAACAUUACUGAAGACUACCAGAACGCAGGUCGUGCUCAAGUCCUCGAAACAAAGGGAGGACACUCUACCCUGAGAAUCACUGACCUGAGAGAGAGCGACUCAGCCCAGUAUCGCUUCAAAUUCACAACACCAAGCUUUGAAUGGAACAGUAGUUUACCUGGUACAACUCUGACUGUCACAGCUCUCCAGGUGCAGGUGACCAGAAUAACAGUCGGGCAGUCUGUUACUGAGGCAGAGCUGAAGUGUCACAGCAGCUGCAGUCCAGCUGGUCGUCUUUCCUACGUCUGGUUCAAGAAUGGAGAGAAAAUCAUUGAGGAGGACAGUUCUUCAUAUAAAGACAAGUUUUAUCCUGGAGACUUCAUCUCUUGUGCUUUUGAAGGACAUGGGGAUUACAGCUCUCCUUCAGUGUAUGCUCUGGAGGUUCCCUCUGUGUCAGUGAAUCGCUCUGAUGAAAUCAUGGAGGGUACUUCGGUGACUCUGACCUGUGGUGGUGAUGCUAACACAGCAGCUAAAUACACCUGGUACAAGGAGAAUCAAACACUGAUCACUGAAGGACCACAGCUUGUCUUCAGCUCCAUCCAGUCCUCUGACUCUGGACUGUAUUACUGCACAGCUGAGAACCAGCUGGGGAGGAGGACGUCUGACUACAUGUUUAUUAACGUGAAAUAUGCUCCAAAGCUUCCCUCUGUGUCAGUGAGUCCCUCUGCUGAGAUAAUGGAGGGCAGUUCAGUGACUCUGACCUGUAGCAGUGAUGCUAACCCAGCAGCUAAAUACACCUGGUACAAGGAGAACCAAACACUGGUUCAAGGACCAGAAGGAAAUUAUCGCUUCACUUCCAUCAGCUCUGAAGACAGAGUUUACUACCACUGCAGGUCUAAGAAUCAGUAUGGACAGAUGAACUCUUCAUCUUUAUUUAUAGAUGUCCAGUAUGCUCCAAAGCUUCCCUCUGUGUCAGUGAGUCCCUCUGCUGAGAUAGUGGAGGGCAGUUCAGUGACUCUGACCUGUAGCAGUGAUGCUAACCCAGCAGCUAACUAUACCUGGUACAAGGAGAAUGAAGACUCACCAAAAGCAUCAGGACAGAUCUUCACCAUCUCUAACGUCACAGCUGAACACAGUGGGAAUUAUUACUGUGAAGCCCAGAACACAAGAGGACGUCAUAACUCCACCUUACAUCUGACUGUUGUGGCAGGAGCAUGGAAAUCAACAGCUGUUGGAACAACCACUACUGCUGUCCUCGCUGUCAUACUUCUCUCUGUCUUUAUACUGACUAGAAAGAAGAGGGCUGCCAAGCAAUCAUUCAAGUCUGGGGAGAGAUCAGACUACAGGACACAGUAUCUUCCACCUGGGAGACAGCUGGACGACCCGCAGGACGAACUUCACUAUGCCAGUGUCCGAUUUUGCAAGAACCAGGCAGAUUUGGCCGUCAGACCAGUUCAGCCCCACAGACACGAGACCGAGGAGAGUGUUGUGUAUGCUGAUGUCAUAUUUAAGAGAUGUCAGAAAUCAACCGGAGAGGAUCCAGCUGCACUGUACAGCACAAUCAACAAAGCCCGCUGAACAUAUGGUAUUUAUAUGAUGUAGUUUGUUUAUUUUAGCAUGUAACCAUUUAUUUAAUAUUCUGAG
This is a messenger RNA of Epinephelus fuscoguttatus (brown-marbled grouper), 3243 nucleotides long. Its product is annotated as sialoadhesin-like. The transcript is spliced from 14 exons. The coding region runs from base 247 to 3177 and encodes 976 amino acids. NCBI's taxonomy places the organism in Eukaryota, Metazoa, Chordata, Actinopteri, Perciformes, Serranidae. The record is from RefSeq and is a predicted model, not a curated record.